This is a messenger RNA of Bufo gargarizans (Asiatic toad), 3143 nucleotides long. It is a transcript of the gene PLA2G3, whose product is annotated as phospholipase A2 group III. The record is from RefSeq and is a predicted model, not a curated record. Bases 144 to 1526 code for a protein of 460 amino acids. Gene Ontology annotation, molecular function: A2-type glycerophospholipase activity. The transcript is spliced from 10 exons. NCBI's taxonomy places the organism in Eukaryota, Metazoa, Chordata, Amphibia, Anura, Bufonidae. Gene Ontology annotation, biological process: phospholipid metabolic process; arachidonate secretion.
GUGACUGCUAGGAGAAUAGGGCAGAUGUGUUUUUAUCACGUCAAGUUUUUGUCGCUUUCUUGACAUUUUGUGCAGUUUUAACCUAUUUGAAACACAUAUGCAUUGCUGACUGGAACAGUAUACACAUAGGUUAUUUUGGAAGUAUGGUUUGGAGGAGUUGCAUAGUGGUGGUGGUACUCUUUUUCAUCGUUUUAUUUACCGUAAAUGGGGAGAAAAUAAAGACCAGGUAUCGACGGAGCUGGAUAAUGCCUGGAACAUUAUGGUGUGGAGCUGGAAGCACUGCAGAAAACUUCACCAGCUUAGGUGAAUUUUCUAGAGUGGAUCGUUGUUGCAGAGAACAUGACCACUGCUCUCCACAAAUUCAAGCAUUUGAAUUUCAGUAUGGCAUUAGAAAUUACAGACUUCACACUGUCUCCCACUGUUACUGUGACCAGAGGUUUAGGCAGUGUCUUCACGCUCUUAAUGACACCGUGUCCACACUUGUUGGCAUCAUGUUUUUCAAUAUCUUGGAAAUGCCCUGCUUCAGCCUGAGAGAGGAGGAACAGUGCGUGGAGUGGCACUGGUGGGGAGGUUGUAAAAAGAAUGGCAGCGUACCAAAAGCUGAGCUUCAAAAGCCAGAGAUCUUCAACUACAGUGAAUUUUCUAGAGUGGAUCGUUGUUGCAGAGAACAUAACCACUGCUCUCCACAAAUUCAAGCAUUUGAAUUUCAGUAUGGCAUUAAAAAUGACAGAUUUCACACCGUCUCCCACUGUGACUGUGACCAGAGGUUUAGGCAGUGUCUUCACGCUCUUAAUGACACCAUGUCCACACUUGUUGGCAUCAUGUUUUUCAAUAUCUUGGAAAUGCCCUGCUUCAGCCUGAGAGAGGAGGAACAGUGCGUGGAGUGGCACUGGUGGGGAGGUUGUAAAAAGAAUGGCAGCGUACCAAAAGCUGAGCUUCAAAAGCCAGAGAUCUUCAACUACAGUGAAUUUUCUAGAGUGGAUCGUUGUUGCAGAGAACAUGACCACUGCUCUCCACAAAUUCAAGCAUUUGAAUUUCAGUAUGGCAUUAGAAAUUACAGACUUCACACUGUCUCCCACUGUGACUGUGACCAGAGGUUUAGGCAGUGUCUUCACGCUCUUAAUGACACCGUGUCCACACUUGUUGGCAUCAUGUUUUUCAAUAUCUUGGAAAUGCCCUGCUUCAGCCUGAGAGAGGAGGAACAGUGCGUGGAGUGGCACUGGUGGGGAGGUUGUAAAAAGAAUGGCAGCGUACCAAAAGCUGAGCUUCAAAAGCCAGAGAUCUUCAACUACAGUAAUCCAGAGGACAGACACACAUCUAUCCCUAUACCUCACAGCUUACAUCCACACAAUGUUACAUCUCCCCCCCAACAAUGGCUAAAUGCUAAGUCAAGGAGAAGGAGGCUCAAAAGACUGCAGAGAGAGCCAUCUAAAAGAGACAAUAAAGGUAUCUUAAAAGACAGUAAUAAAGCAGAAGCAAAAUCCAAAAUACUGAAUGUAAAAUCUAAACUGUUCACAAAACACUGACAAAAAAAGCAGCAGGAGCUGUAUGAGGACAAUGUGCAGGUAAACAACCAUUUAUUUAUUAAAAGAAAAUACCUGACAGAAGAACAGCCAUAUUAUUGGAAGUAAAGCCACACUGCAAAAAUCUUAGAUCUGAUCUGUAAGAAAAGUCUGAGAUUUUGUGAGAUUUCUGAGACUGCAGACGCCCCCUGGUGGCUCGGGUGCUGUUGUGAAAUGCAGCAGUAAUACGCAGGACCCAGUGUAUGGCAUCACAGAAGAUAACACGUGGACGUGGACCUGUUUAUAGAAGACUUUGACAGCACUGUUUUAUUACAUCACCUAGAGGAGGUGAAUCCCUGUCACUACCACAUAAUCACAUUUCAUUACACUAGCUAUACAAGUAAACCACAAUUGUGCUCUCUGUGACUACUGUGCUAUAUAAAUAGUUUUGGUAGCAAAGUUUUUUGUGAUAUAGUUUUCUCUAAGGGUAACAAAUCAUUCAGGUGUUUCCAUAUUUCUAGGCUCAUCCAGAAAAGAAUUUGUCCAAGCACUGAAUGAGUUCUAGUUCUAUAUACAGCACAUUUGUCUUCAUGGUAUAGUUUAAAUGGCCUAUAAAGUUAAAGAACUAUUAAGACUGAUCUAUAUAUAUGUACAACGUCCUGCGUCUUAUCAGACCUGUAGAUAUACAAGGGCACACCGCACACUUCCAAUGUCAGUCUAUAAUAUUUCAUCUCUCUAUAUAUGUACAGUACAUAGUGUUUGUCUAUACAUACAUAUGUUGUUGGUAAUUCUUUAUGGUAAAUUGUGUGUUUAGGUUUAGUGGUCCUCUAACCCCUUAGUGACCAGCCUGUUUUGGGUGUUUAGGUUUCGUGGUCCUUUAAUCGUUUCACCAUCGCUCUUCCCUAUACUGAAUCAUUGUUUGCCGGCAGCAGAUUGUCAUUACACACCACGAUCUGCCGCCGGCAAAUGAUGAUUUUUUAACAUGUGAAAGGACUCGGAUUGCCUGAUGAAUUGGUAAUCGGGUAAUCUGCGGCAGUAUUAGACUACGAACACUCGUUAGCAAUCAUCUGCCGAAAAAUCAGCAGGUGUAAUACAGUCUUUAGACUAUAAGUCGUGAAUAAGGGGUGAUUACUCAGUUAGAGCAAAGCACCUCCCCUACACCAUUCCAGUAGUAUAGCUGGUCAGGGCUUCUCACAUUUUACUAAUCAAUGCAAUGGUCCUUUGUUUGCAUGUUUACCUAGGCACAUCUAAAGAAGAAUAAACCUAUCAGUCAUUCCAGUCCUCUACCUACUAUUCUAAUGAGGAUUAUCUUACAGAUAUACCCUUCCCUGUUCAGCAGUGUUGUAGAAUGAGAUUACUCUGCUCUCCCACUGAGAACAUUCAUAUCUGAAAUUACUGUUACAGAAGAACACUAUUUCAUAUUUAAUUUUAAUGGCCUGAUACUAAUGAAAUAAUAAAAAAAAAAAAAGCUUAAAAUGCUAAUGUAAAGUUGUUUUCCAUAAAUACACAGUUUAAAUAAAUAACCCUUUAGGCCUCUUUCACACUGGCGUGUGCGGCCCGUUGCCAUAUUGCGGCCCGCAAUACACAGGGGCCAUUCCGUGGGCAUUCCGCAUCAUGGAUGCAGACCCAUUCCUUAAAUGG